UAGGUGAAAAUGGUGGUUGAGCGUGACGAAAUGUGGGUUCCCGAGUUCCCCCCAAACCCUAGGCGUGUAGGCGGGCCGUCCUCUUCUGCUCCAACCGGAAGGUCCGGUGGGGGAGGCUCUGUGACUCCAUCGUCUCCCAAAUCGAGUGAUGAUGAAGCAUCCUCUGCAUCCAACAUCACCAACAGAUGUUCACCAAAGGCUGUCUUCAACUUGGUUUCCAAGCUCAGUGAGUUCAAAAAAGAAAUUAUUAGGGAAAUUGGGUUUGGCGGGAUUCUGGACAUACCGUGCAUUAGCAAGCUUAACCUCAAGCUCUCAGCAUGGUUGCUCAGUAAGAUGGACUGUGAGGAAAGUUGCUUGGUUUUUGGGCCAUCUAGACACAUCUAUGUACACGAGGCCGAUGUUGGGAUUGUACUUGGAGUUCCGAGUGGGGAUAUUGAUGUAUCCACCCUUUCUGUUACCGAUGAACAACUAGAGUUGCUGCAUUCUAGCAUAGGGUUAGUGGAUUCCGAUCCUAGAAGUAUCAAGGGCAUUGAGUAUGUUCUUCAGAAGCACCUCGAUGAUCAAUCGUCUAGCCAGGAAAUAGAUAGUUUCAAAGUUGCUUUUGUUGUGUUUGCUAUCAGCCAUCUUCUUGCACCUUGUGUAAAGCAUGAUCAAGUCAAUUUGGAUUUAUGGGGUGCGUUGAAGAAUUCUACUACAUUAGACAGGUGUAACUGGUGCCGAUAUGUGUAUGGACAUGUCCUUGAUGCUGCACAGAAAGUCCGUGGUGAGAUAAUCAGCAAGGGGCGAGCUACAUCAUUGUCUGGUUGCCAGUACUUCCUGCAGGCUCAAUAAGCCUCAUAAGACUAUCCCCCGGCUGAUGCCAUCUUCGCAAAGACUUGCUCGGUAGAACUCAGAUUCUUCUUUGAGCUGGCAGAAAAGCCCAAAUACUUUCAGAGUGUAUAUCUUAUGGGCAUGAACUAUAAGAGGGCCACCAGUUGUUACUUUCUUCACAUUCUGCAGCAGCAGUAAUUAGUUGGCAACUACACAUUGAAGGGAUCUAAAAUUUAGAAAGUUUGCAUGUUAGGCCAAAAGAUGUCUGUGAUAACUUCUAACUUACCAGUUUGUUGCGCCUUUCCUCAUAA
This is a messenger RNA of Panicum virgatum (switchgrass), 1121 nucleotides long. RefSeq lists its product as uncharacterized. The record is from RefSeq and is a predicted model, not a curated record. The transcript is spliced from 2 exons. Lineage: Eukaryota; Viridiplantae; Streptophyta; Magnoliopsida; Poales; Poaceae. The coding region runs from base 10 to 831 and encodes 273 amino acids.